AUGUCAACAGAACCCCCACGCACUCCAGAUCGCUCGGCGCUAGGGGAGUCAUGGGUUGUCGCUUCCACGAUCUCGAUCAAGAAUAAUGAUUCCAGCCCUGCAGCUAGCAACGAUCUCGCAAGUCCGACGCCGGCGCCCAGGAGAGAAAAGCCAGUUGAUACCGCCAAGCCGGUAAACAAAACUACAAGCCCGAAGCCGAAGCCGAUUCCAGACCAAAGCCAGAGCCAAAGCAAGCUAUCAGAGUCACUGACCUCAUCCACCUCAUCAUGGAGUAUGAGUAUGUCUGGCCCGGAGCUCGUCAUGCCGUCCAUCUACGAGGUACCCAUCUCAGAGGCAUCAUGGGUUGUGCCGAAUAUGCGAUCCGCAGACAAAAACGCCCCGCAGAUGAGGAAGCGCCGCAAGGUCAUACCGAGUGGAAAGCAGACAAGCCAGUCCAGCAUCAAACCUGGAGCAUCAGACGCAGGUUCGUCCGCUUCAGAGCAUAGAACCAAGAAACCAAGCGUGAUCGCAAAGCUCUCCUCUCUCUACCAAGAGCAGUGCACGAUUCUCCGCACCGCCAUCAACACGAUCCUCAUCGCCUUGAUCAUGCACCUCCUCAUCCUCCCCGAACUCGUCUACCAGGCGCAACAUCUCUGCGCCUUCCCAACAAUACAAUCCACAUACCCAGCCAGCUGCGUCCCGCUCCACCCACGAGCCCUCCCCUCCAACCCCUUCCGCGCACCCAUCUCCCCGGAAGAAACCAUCAUCGCCGCACAAAACACCCUCGAAGCCAUCUUCACCAGCACCAUAUCUACCCUCACUCCACUCGCCCAAACUCUCAAAGACAGCGAAUCCACUCUCUCCACCCUCCAAACAAACCUACAAACCAGCCUACCCGACGCCCGCAACGCCCUCGCCCUCGAAUUCCAAGGCAGCGACGCCGCCCUGCGCGCCGCGGCUUGGGAAUUCGACUCGCUGCGCGCAGACCUGCGUUCCGCCAUAGACAGUCUCCUCGCAUCCCCACUGGCAUUGGAGUCCGGGGGCGCGACCUCGAUCGCGCGGGAUACCAGACUCGCGGCACAAUUGCGUCGACGGGCGGAGUAUCUCGAUCGAUUGAGGGCGCAGUUGCGGAAUAAAGCUGAGUCGCUGGGCGGACGGUUCGCCACGUUAGAUGAUCAUCUCGAGGCUAUUGAUGGGAUAGUAUCCCGUGAAUCGCGUCGGGCGUCGAUGAUGAACGGUGAGGGCCACCAUGUAGAUGCAGGGGGUCAACGCGGUGAGGGCUUGCUGCACUCUUUAUCAAGCUAUGCCGGAUUCAGUGCGCGGCUAUUCGGGUCAAGCUCGAGCUCGAGCUCGGACUCGGCCUCGAAAGCAAACUCGCACGAUGGAUCAACAGACCCAUCAUCUGCAGCUUCGUCCAGUGCAGACGCACCGCAGCGACCCACGAGCACCCUUGCAUUACUGAGGCUUGCAGGGACACAGCAUCGUGUCGUAGCCGAUGAAGUCGCUCGGCUGGCGAGGGCGUUGCGGGAUGAGCAGCGAGCUCGGUCGGGGCCCACUUGGUGA
Molecule: messenger RNA, 1542 nt
Organism: Penicillium subrubescens
Lineage: Eukaryota; Fungi; Ascomycota; Eurotiomycetes; Eurotiales; Aspergillaceae
Exons: 1
Coding region: 1-1542 (513 amino acids)
Source: RefSeq, a predicted model, not a curated record